AUGAAUCAUAAGGAAGAGAAUGAAACUUUACUCCAUUGCUAUGAGCACGACGAAAGUAGCAGCAAGUAAGACGUUGUAAGUACGGUUUCAUCUAGUUCUGUGUUUGAGAUAUUUCGUGAAAUCCGACUCCCACUAUGUUAUCGAUACGACCGACAGAAAAGAAAAAGCAAUAAGGAAAUGGCCGACAAUAGUUUCCGCGAUUCUGGUGGUAAGUUAGGAAUUUAAGUGAAUAAUUGACUUUAACGGAAAUAUUAUCAGGGCAUUGGAUGGCUUCUGAAUGAAAUCGCUCUAGCAUGGGUACAUGAACGAGUUCCAAGCGACUAUCAUCCACUUCCAGAUUUGUUUUUCUCUCAUUUCCCCGAGGUUAUCAAUCAAUCUUUUGCAAUUCAAAAAAAAAGAAUUUAGAUUCGCGGGGCAAUCAGAAUAGCAGAAUACAUAAUGAUAAUACUGCUAGUCAGUGCUCUAAUUGUUAUGUUCACCCAUCAGUAUCGAUGGAUAGUCGUCAGAAGAACAUUUUUUUGCAUCGCCAUGUCUUACACUUUCCGAGCACUUUGUGUUACGAUAUUUCAGGUCAGUUCAGGAUUCGAUCACUAGCAGCUUCAUGUAGUCAUUCUUUCCAACGGUUAUUUAUGGGCCGUCCCAAAUGUUCCCAGAUCAGAACUUCACCAAACCGCAGUUCUAAUUCAGAUUGGGGUAGUUCUUAUCUGGGAACGUUCUGAUUUCGGGUAGCCCUAUCAUUUCACCUUAUUUCAGGUUCCGGUUCCAUCCGUGAACACUUACUGCGCUCCCAAAUUGAACUCUUCAUUUGAGCUCGUGGCGAGCCGCGUUACAAAAAUGUUUUGGAGUGCAGGAAUAGAACAACUCCGCCCGAGAGAACUUUGUGGAGACUUGAUUGUAUCAGGACAUACUCUGACCAUUUUCACAGCAUUCUUAGUUUUCAAAACAUAUGCACCUCAACGGAUCCAGGUAUGCAUAUCAUUUUUUUUUAUUGUUCAUUCGUUUAUUUAGUAAGGAGAGAGAAAAGAGGCAGCACAGUACGAAUGGUUGAUAGGACUGUCCCUCACGAGACGUACCUAGGGAUUAGGGAAGAUAGGGAGGAUUAAUAUGGUAGAGGGGGAAUAAUAGGGCAAGAAGGAGAGAAAGUUAGAAACGGGUAAUGGAGCAGUCGAUUAAUAGUUCGAACUGGAGGGGGAGAGGAAAGCGGAGGUGUUGGUGACAAUAGAGUUCCAGAUGGGAACUUACUGAACACGAAUGCAGAUUUUACCAAAUUUCAGCCUUUGUCAUACGUCUAUCACAUACUAGCGUAUGCUGCAGUUUUUUCAAUUCUUUUGGCACGAAAACAUUAUAUGAUUGACGUGAUUCUUGGUUACACAGUGUCCACGAGGAUAUUCAUGGAAUACCACGCAUUGGCCGUUUCUUACCACAACCAAACUUUCGAGACGAAUCCACUUGGAUGGUAAACAAUAAUUAAUGGAACAUGAUCAGCUUGUCUUUUUUUCAGGUUUUCUUGGUCAUAUCUGAUUCCUUUCCUCGAAGAAGAUGCUCCCAGUAACUUUCACAACCAUAUGAUGCUCUACCGGUCCCCAAAAAACGUGUCUAAAAAAUCCCGAAGAUCUUUUGAAUAAACUUUUGUUUGCAUAAACAAUUUUUAACAUUUUUUCACAGCUCUUUCCACUUUUUUUGAAAAUCACACGAUCACCUCAUUCGGUCCAACUCUGAAAACUUGUUUUGCCUCGAGCAUUAGAAAAUCUAUUAAUCUACUGUAAAAAUCUAAAAAUUUACUGUAUUUGCAAUGUUUUUCAGUGUUAGUUUUUUUCGGUUUCUUCACGUCAAAAAUUCCAAUUUAACUAUUAAAAAAACGGUUAAAAAAAAAAAGAAACCGCAAAAAUGACAGUCUGUGUGAAGCAAGUGCGCUCUAUUGACAAGGCGCUUAGCAAAAAUUUUCCUUCGCAAUCGCGCUAAUAAGACACACUUUUCUAGAAACUACUAAAAUUGCGAUUUGAUUUAAUCUGACGAAGUUUUUGCAGGUGUCUCUGAUAUGAGUGAUACUCCUUCAUACAACCCGAAAGAUAGAAUCAAAAAUCAUCUAAAGCGAAAAUCAAGUAGCAGACAUAUAGAAUCUUCCCAAAAGUCAUGGUCAUUAUCAUCGUCAACCGUCCCGACGCCGCCGUUAAAUUUUGAUACCGAAGUCAAUACCGAAAGUUGUCCUGUGCCAAUAAUUUCCAAUCCUUUUAAAGUAAGUGCUGACAUAUCUCAUACACGUCUGACUUUUUUCAGCUUUCUUCGCCAUUGAAAAAAAGACGUCCGCCACAAGUAAAAUUUGCAGACGAAGAAAAUGCUCAAGAUUCUUUCAGUGUGAAUAUUGGAAGGUUGGGAACCUCUGUAUAUUUCAAAAAUCAUAAUUCCAGUUCAUUGAAGAAAUCAAAGAGGUAAUGAAGAUGAAUUUGAAAGUCCUGGGAAAGUUUCAAAAUUGAUGUGGCGAGAGAAUGUACAAAAUAACGAAUCAAAAGCAAUCAAGACUAAUUUAGACCGAUUUAGAAGCUUUGACCCUGUGAGCACGCCGAAAAACGUGAAAUGUUCUUUGAAAAUAAUUUUUCAGAGUGUUCUCAGAGAGUUUCAUGCAGUUGACUUCUCACAUAUGAUGAACAAAUCAACAUCCGAUGUCGCCGUGAUUCCUGAAAAUAAAUCAGAAGAAAGUGAAGAGUUGCCGCUGGAUUUCAGAAUGGGAACAAAGCUUCGAAUAAUUUCAAAAGUUCCCUUUCCAUGGAUGAACUCUAGGAAGACUACAGGAAGCGUAUCUGUCCGGAUUCCAGCAUCAGAAAGAUUUGACGGCAUGAAAUGGUUCAAUGAGAUGUACAUCAGUGGAACAGAAGUCAGGCUUGCAUAAUUAUUAAGGGUGCACAAAACACUUUUGCGUAUUCAGAAUCCCACAGUCACGCCACCACUGUCGGACCUUUCAGUUUUCGAAGCCGCAACACUUUAUUGGCAGUUUCCUGUUAUUCCUGGAAUGUCUCUGUAUCCACGAAUAGCUUCUGAUCUGAAAUCUAUCGAUAGGGUUCCUAUGGCGCCACUUGCCACUACGACAAUGUCUAAUCAAUGGGUCGAGUGCUACGAACAACUUUUCAUGUCUUACAAAAAAGGCGAAAGGGACUCUUUCUAUGUUGCUUCAGCUGUCUUCAAUGUUUUGUUCACAAAGACGGCAGUUUCUGAUGAAAUGGCUGCAGAAACAACCGAAGAAUCGCACUCUUGUUUUCAGUCGUUCAGCGGCCAGAGAAUGGUAGCGCUAAUAUCUCACACGACGUCGUCCACUCGAGAGCACUUGAGGAAUCAAGGUUUUUAGUGAUACGAAAACAGGGCUGACCCCGGCGAGGUGUUUGCAAAAAGGCUACUGGCAUUUUGAAUGUGGAAGCGCUCUACCGCAAACCACGUGAAUUCAGUGCUAAUGGGGUUAUUCAGUGAUGUCAAAAAAUGGAAAAGAAUGUCAAAAAAUGGAAAAAAACAGUGCAAUCGUUGCGUUUCUUUCCGUUUUUUUCCAUUUUUCGACAUCACUGAAUAGCCCCAUAAUUUGGAAAAAAAGCUUAAAAAAAAGGAAGAAAAAAAAAGGUCGUGGCCGGGUUUUCACGGGGAUUGGGGUAAAACGCGUUCACAUUAAAAUGCCCCGGUCGGAAUUAAGACAAUUUGAAUCUGAAAAUAGACACGGCGCUAGAUUUCGACGUAAAACAUUUCAAAAAUACGAAAAAGUAAACAUCACUGACUGGUUCUUAUGCCAAUUUACAAUUUCUUCCAGGUGUUGACUACGAAAUUAUCGGGGCGAAGCAGAUGAAAAGAAUAAACAGUUCUUCCAUUCUGAAUACAUUUGCUGACGAGGACUUUUCAUCAGGAGAGAAUUCAAUAAUUAAACCACCUGAAAACGAGGAAAAAAAUCGGGAAACAAUUGAUAUUUUUAAAAAAGAAAACGAAAGUAGCGAUGAGAAUGACAGUCCCACUAAGGCUAACCAACAGUGGCUCAAGGAUGUCGGAGUUUCUCCGCGAACCAUUAAAGGAACAUUAAGAAGGUGUGCUUUCAUAGUUGCAUUUUGCUGGUCUGAGCCGUAGAAAAUGGGCAUUUAAUUCGGAGGGUACAAAAAUUAGGGGGUACAACAGGGUACAAAUGGUUUUGGGGUACAACUUACAUGGUUUUGGGGUACAAAAAGUCGAGGGUACAAAAUUUUCGAUUCUGGGGUACAAAAAUUUACCGAUUCAGUAGGCAAUGAUUUAGAGGUACAACUUUUAUGAUUUAAGGGUACAAAUUUCACGAUUUUGGGGUACAAAAGUUGCACGAAGCACAUUUUCGAAGUUUUCAUUCCAGUUUUGAAUUUUUGAGAGCUCACGAGACACAGUCGUGUGUAUCCAUGCUUUGUUUUAUGCAGUAUUUUGUGUCAUUUCGAGAAAAAAACUUUACUUGGGUAAAUUUCACACACAACAUCAGAUGAUGAAAUUCUGCUGUGAAAUUGCAGAAUUUAAAGGGGCCAAAACAGCAAAAACAACUUGUAAGUAAUAUUAUAGGGGCACCGAAUAGAAAGGACGUUCUGUUCGCAAUCUGGCCGAAUUUCUAGUCCGCGAAGUAAUUUUUCCACUGAAAAACGUGGCCUAACUUUUUCAAACUCGGCCCCGAGCUCACUCAAUUUGCACUGCAAAAAAAGUUUAUUAAUAGAGCGCCCUUUCUGUUCGGUGCCCCUAUAAUAACAAAGGGGUCGCCGUUUGAACCACUGUCUAUCGGAAGCAAAAACGCUUCGAAGGGUCAUGAAAUCUCAUUUAAAAAAACAUCUCUGGAACUUAUCAAGCGAUUCGGAGUACAAAACAUUCACGGAGUAAAAAAAUUUUGUGAAACAACUAAAAACAUUCACUGAAUUGAUGCCCAUGAAAAAAUGGGGAAAAAAUUGUUGUACCCCAAAAUCGUGAAAUUUGUACCCUUAAAUCAUAAAAGUUGUACCCCUUAAUCAAUGCCUACUGAAUCGGUAAAUCUUUGUACCCUAGAAUCGAAAAUUUUGUACCCUCGACUUUUUGUACCCCAAAACAAUUUGUACCCUGUUGUACCCCCUAAUUUUUGUACCCUCCGAAUUAAAUGCCUAGAAAAUGUUAGCAGUACUGUUUACUGUUGAAAAAAAAGUUGACAAAAAAAAAGGGACACGCCCCCCAAACAGUUUCCACUGCAACUGCCGCAUGCUAUUUUUGGGGCGUUUCCUUGGCUCGCUGCCAACUCCGAUUCUAAUGUCGAAACUUUUUUUCAACAGUAUUCGACAUUAAUUUAUUUUCAGAAAACUGACGACCCAUUUUCCAGACCGAGAGAGUAUAUCCUGUCUUCUUGUAAAAGUAUGGUCGAAAGUGUUCUAAGAAAUACAUAUUUUUCAGGGUACUGCGGUGCAAUCACUUUACAAUACUCUGAUGUCUUCUGACAUUGUGCAUGAGAAAACCGGACCGUACACAAAGAUUCCACCAACGCUGAUCGCCACAUCUCCAUUUCUUUUUGGACAACUUCUCAGUUUGAAUGUAAUACUAUUAUCUCGAUACCAGAGAAUACGGCCGCCGGAUCCUAGGCCACGCGGGUCUCGACGCGAAGAGACGCGUAAAUUGACAUGAGUUUUUAAUUUUUUUUUCCCUAAAUCAAUGCAAUGCAGCAAAAAAAAAACGACGAAAAUUUAUUGAAAUCGCACUGUUUUCGAGAAAAUUUUUUAAAGAAAUCAUGUUGAUUUACGCGUCGACCAGCGUGGCCGAGUGUAGGGAUGCAGAACAGGCGCCUGUUUUUUCAGGCGCCUGAAAAACAGGCGCAUGUUUUGUCAGGCGCCUGUUUUGCAAAUAGCGUGUGUUUUACAAAACAGGCGCAGGCGCCUGAAAUCGCCUGUUCUGCAUCCCUAGCCGAGUGGUCUAGGAUCCGUAUAAAUAAUACAGGACUUUUGAACCAAGCUCACGCGCUUUUUUGCAGUUCACGUUUUCACGUUUUUUCGUAACAACUUUUAUAAAUCAAAAAGCAAGUGUUCAUCGUGGCAGAGAGGCACUGUAAUCGGACUGAAUGGAAGUGAUUUCAACUUUGCAGAAAACAUCCCAAGUCAUCAGUAAAGCAAGAUCGAAGUUCUCAGAGUAUGUUAUAGAACUCGAUGGAGGACCAAUACUUCCUCAUUGUGCAAAAACGGUAUUCCUAUACAUGUGCAAUCUAUUCUGAAAAUACUUUUUUUUAGAUCAUCACAUUCCUGCGCAGAUCACAAUUGUGCGCGGAAGCUGUUGUGUUACAAGUCUCCGAUCGUCACACUAGUAAUGGGAUGAACGAGUGGACAGAGCGAGCGACGAACUGGAAUUAUGCUCAAGUACUCCCAAAUUCUAUCAAGUGGACAAAAAGCGUCAAUUAACCUCGUGGAAAAUGAUAAUUGAACCUUGCUAUUUAUAACUUUACGUUUUUUCUAAGUAAAUUAUUGUUUCUAUGCGGAAGUGACCAGGAAUCUUUGUUUGUCACAAAAGCGACUAGUGAUACUAUUCUCUUCGAAUAGUCCCGGUGGAUACGAUUUGGAUGCAGACAGGCAUGAUUGCCCUUGGAUGAUCUCCGCGCAUCAUCCUUUCUCAAAUGGGGGCCGUGACCUCAAUUCAGAGAAUUCCCUUUUCUUCUCCACAUUAUCAUCGUACACUUGGGAAUUUGCAAUUGAAUAUUUGAACUCCGAACAAAUGCUUCGGAAGAAUGAUCUUUGAAUGCCUCCGCUGAUGUGUGGAAAAGAAAAAGCUGUUUCUUCUUCUCUUUGUCAUUGUUCCCAUUUCUAGCCGCUUAUAUGUUGUUUCAUCCCGUCCUGCCUGAAGGUUUUUAUCCAUUUCCAUUUUGGCCGAAACACUUCACCUUCUCGUCAGUUUCAAACCCUAUAACUCGAUAAAUAAACAAAAGCUCCGAAUAGUCACUGUGACGUGUGUUCCAAAAAAUACUGGAUAAGCGGGACUUUUGUCUCACUUUCCACUCAACGCACUGAUAAAAAUCUUGUUUUUCUGUGCUACUGUGACGAACACUCUAUCCGCGUUUCCUCUUCUUCUCUUCACUCGGAUCAUCAUUCGCAAUUAUCGUGAUCCGUGUGUUUCUUCUUCGUGAUGUCAAUAUGCCAAUUGUUUCUAAUUAUUCUUCCGAAAAAACGCUUAUGGCAUUGCAAAAGCAAUUGUUCAUCUUUGAUAAAAUAGAACUUGUCCCGUUUUCGUUGCGAAACUGUUCAGUUUAGAGAUCGUCUUUGUCUCGUAUUUUCACCAUUCUAAACCUGAGAUAGAUUCUUUAUAGGCAUGAUCCUCUUACUUUUUUCCCUAUUCGUUGGCGCCAUUGCACAGAAUCCACUGACAAAGGCGUGGAACGAAGCCGUGCCAGGUGUACAGCCGUUCUGGGAAAAGUACCAAACUGGUCCACAUGGAGUAGUUAUCAGAGGUUGGCAGUUUAGUAGAUGCGCCAGUGAACAGGUAAUUGAAGAAAAUAGGAAUCACGAAUUUGAAUUUUUUCUUAUGUUCAGUGGACAAAUUACGUAGUGAAUGUGUCAAACAUUGUUAUCUGGCCUGAUUAUCCGAGAUUCCCGGGACCAAUAUUCUUUAAUGUGACCAUGGAUGUUAGUGAAGAUCUACCCUUGGACAAGAUUGAGAUGGAUCUGGAAGUCCGUCACGCAGUCACAAACAAGCAAGGCUCGAAAGGAUGGCAGGUGAUUCCAUGUCAAGGCUGGAAUAUUAUUGAUGGAUGUGAUGGAGUUGGAUCAUGGUAAUUUGUGUCCUACGUCUUUAUCAGGCCUUCGUUGAAAAUGGGAGUCGUUGAGGUUUUCUCAAGUACAGAGUUUUUUGAGAUAACUGUACAUCACGGGGUCGUGACUGGAACAUUGGAAAUGAAAAUUUGAAUUUCCGCCAACGGUCGAUUGCGUAGCGCCCUUAUGCUUAAGCAUUAGUCCAAAACAAAAUUUUUGAAAAGUUAAUUAGAGCGCACUUGCGCCAAUGUUCGCCUCCACGACUCCGUGUAUAUUAUUCUUUGAAAUGUUCCCACUGUUCCUCUCUUUAUUCAAUGGAAAGUCGAUAGAGCUUAUAACACAAUUACAAACUCAUAACUUUGCAGUCGAUACUGUGAUAUGCUUGAUAAGUGCAAUGAGGCGGUCAGUGGAGCUCACAAAUAUGUGAAAGAUAGGAAAGCUCUGGAUUUCCUGAAGCAAAACAAGUUGUGCCCACCACCAAAAGGACAUUGGACUAUGACAUUCUCGAAGGUUUUCAGUUCUGAAGAUCUACCAAAAUCUUUCUUCGGACCACUUCAAUCGGUAACCAACCUUCUAGACCCGUCACUGAAAAAAGAACUUACAUGUUUAGAAUGAGUACUGGCUAACAUUCUCGUUCACCGAUGGAAAAGAUAAGAAAUUGGGAUGCGCCCGUUUGUGGGUCGACGUUUGCAAAUACCAUCUACAGGACAAGUCGCAAAAGUGUCUGCGUGAUCCAAACGCUUUCAAGAAUUUUAUUAACGAAAUCUCAUCUCAAGCAGAACAUAUUCGUAAUAGGAACGGAAACGGCAGAUAA
This is a messenger RNA of Caenorhabditis sp. 36 PRJEB53466, 8538 nucleotides long. Lineage: Eukaryota; Metazoa; Nematoda; Chromadorea; Rhabditida; Rhabditidae. The record is from the annotation of a GenBank genome assembly.